Molecule: messenger RNA, 480 nt
Organism: Cantharellus anzutake
Lineage: Eukaryota; Fungi; Basidiomycota; Agaricomycetes; Cantharellales; Hydnaceae
Exons: 1
Coding region: 1-480 (159 amino acids)
Source: RefSeq, a predicted model, not a curated record
AUGGCCGCGCCCUUCCUCAUCCCCUCUCCAACAGUAUCUACCUUCGGCGGGCAAGUACCCUACCCGAUCGUCCCUCCUUCACCAGUCUACAAUCCCGGAAUAUCGCCGUACGUCUCUCAAGGUCUGAACGGAAUUUAUCCAACUUACCCACAGAAUGGACCAAGGGUCUACCCAAUACCCACUGCCGGAGUAGCAGGGGGCGCCCUCCUUCCGUACCAGCAGCCGUAUUACCCUGGGACCACCUUGGCUUCUACCGUUGCUCCAACGAUGAGCGUAUCUACACCGACGACUUUGGCCGUUCAACCCUAUCGGAGUCAGCCACAAAUGAUCGUACCUUAUCAACAACUUCCUGCUGCCCUCUAUGGUCGUGGGUAUGGUCGGUUCUAUCCUCGCAGCUCGUAUCGGAAAAGAUGGGGACGUUCUUAUUACGAUGAUGAUGACGACUCAGAUUGCUUUUGCGGGUGUGGGAAUGGGCGUUAG